UCGUAUACAUCAAGUAAUAGAGAGAACAAGUCCUCUUUUUCCUCCUUGAUCGGAGAGUUCCCGUCUUCCUUCCGAAUAUGGACGGUGGUGAAGAGACGUCGACGGCGAGAGGGCUGAAGAAAGGUCCAUGGACGACGACAGAGGAUGCGAUCUUGACGGAGUACGUGAGGAAACGCGGUGAAGGUAACUGGAACGCGGUGCAGAAGAACUCAGGCUUGCUCCGGUGUGGGAAAAGCUGCCGUCUACGGUGGGCGAACCAUCUCCGGCCAAAUCUAAGGACAGGAUCCUUUAGUCCUGAUGAAGAGAAGAUCAUCAUCGAGCUUCACGCUAAGUUGGGUAACAAAUGGGCUCGUAUGGCUUCUCAGUUACCUGGAAGAACUGACAACGAAAUCAAAAACUAUUGGAACACGAGGAUAAAGAGAAGACAACGAGCUGGUUUGCCUUUAUACCCUCACGAGAUUCAGCAUCUAGGGAUUGGUAAUGAUGAUGAGUUUGAGAUUAGAUGCUUUCAGUUCCCAAACAAAGACCAUCCUAAUCACCAAAAUAUGAUUCAAUACACUAAUUCCUCUAAUACUUCACCAUCCUCGUCUUCAUUCUCUUCAUCAUCUUCUCAACCUCCAAAAGAGCUGUGUUUAGAUCCCUUAAUCUCUACUAAUCCCGGCCUUAAUCAGAUCCCCAAUAUGUUCUCUCCUUACAACAAUAGCUUUGAGAAUGACAAUAACCAGUUUGUUUUCUCUCUUCCUUUUUCCUCAUCCUCAUCGUCGAAUGAGUUAUGUAAUCCCGACCAACUUCUUGAACUCAUGUCAGAGAAUUUGGACACAAACGUUAUCAGUAAGAAAGACAUUGACGCUACGAGUCUUAUUAGAGAUCAUGAGACGAUACCGAGUUAUUUCUCUUUAGGACUAGACACUACCGUCCUAGAGCUUCCUUCAAACCAAACACCGACUCAGUCGUGCACUUCUAAUAUUAUGCUUGACAAUAAUGUCCGUCUUGAUUCACCUGCGGGGAACAGUGGAUUACUUGACGCCCUCUUGGAGGAAUCUCGAGCCUUGUCUCGCGGCGGAAUCUUCAAGGACGCUAGGGUUUCUUCGAGUGGUCUAUGUGAGGAUCAAGACAAGAGAGUGAAGAUGGAUUUUGAGAAUCGGUUGAUAGAUCAUCUAAGCUCUUCUCAUCAAUCAUCAUUUGAAUCAAACUCUAAUCUUUACGAGAAGCACAAUGAGGCAACGAUGUUGAAGGCAACAGCGGAUGACGACGACGACAUGUUGAAGAGCCUUCUCAACAGUUUCCCUUCAACCACUCCGUUACCUGAUUGGUACCAGACGACAGAGAUCCUAAAGGAGGCCUCACCGAGCGGAAUAUUGAUAGGACACCAUCAGGGUAAUAACAGGGUGGAGCCACACAAGCCACCACCUUCUUCCAAUGUAGAUCCUAUGGCCUCCUUAGGGUCAUCCUACUGGAGAAACAUACCUAGAAUCUGCUAGUAUGAAGCCUCCCCAUGAGCAGAAAUAUUUAUUCAGUAUUGGAAAAAAGAAACAAAAAGAGCUAUUGUGAGCUUAAUUAUCUCUGGUUGUGAUAAAUCUUCUUUAUGUUUUUUAUUCUGUUUGGGAUGUGCUAAGAACUCUAUGUUAACAUGUUUUCAAGAGACCAAAAAAAAAAGCAAAUGAGAAA
Brassica oleracea var. oleracea is the source of this 1668-nucleotide messenger RNA. RefSeq names its product transcription factor MYB28-like. The transcript is spliced from 3 exons. The record is from RefSeq and is a predicted model, not a curated record. NCBI's taxonomy places the organism in Eukaryota, Viridiplantae, Streptophyta, Magnoliopsida, Brassicales, Brassicaceae. Bases 78 to 1481 code for a protein of 467 amino acids.